Messenger RNA from Symphalangus syndactylus (siamang), 783 nucleotides. RefSeq names its product cyclin-dependent kinases regulatory subunit 1. Gene Ontology annotation, molecular function: cyclin-dependent protein serine/threonine kinase regulator activity. Lineage: Eukaryota; Metazoa; Chordata; Mammalia; Primates; Hylobatidae. The record is from RefSeq and is a predicted model, not a curated record.
UUGGGAGUUGCUUGGAGGUUGGCGGCGCGGGGCUGAAGGCUAGCAAAUCGAGCGAUCAUGUCGCACAAACAAAUUUACUAUUCGGACAAAUACGACGACGAGGAGUUUGAGUAUCGACAUGUCAUGCUACCCAAGGACAUAGCCAAGCUGGUCCCUAAAACCCAUUUGAUGUCUGAAUCUGAAUGGAGGAAUCUUGGCGUUCAGCAGAGUCAGGGAUGGGUCCAUUAUAUGAUCCAUGAACCAGAACCUCACAUCUUGCUGUUCCGGCGCCCACUACCCAAGAAGCCAAAGAAAUGAAGCUGGCAAGCUACUUUUCAGCCUCAAGCUUUACACAGCUGCCCUUACUUCCUAACAUCUUUCUGAUAACAUUAUUAUGUUGCCUUCCUGUUUCUCACUUUGAUAUUUAAAAGAUGUUCAAUACACUGUUUGAAUGUGCUGGUAACUGCUUUGCUUCUUGAGUAGAGCCACCACCACCAUAGCCCAGCCAGAUGAGUGCUCUGUGGACCCACAGCCUCAGCUGAGUGUGACCCCAGAAGCCAUGAUGUGCUCUGUAUCCGGAACACACUUGGCAGAUAAAGGAAGCUUCUGAGUUUGAGACCAUGGCCGUUACAGGGAUCAUGUAAACUUCCUGUUUUUGUUUUUUCCUCCCGGGUGUUGUAUGUAUGGUGACUUGUGGAUUUAUGUUUCAUUGUACUGGAAACUUUCCAUUUUAUUCAAGAAAUCUCUUCAUGUUAAAAGCCUUGAUUAAAGAGGAAGUUUUUAUAAUCAAAAAAAAAAAAAAAA